AUGGCUGAAAGUGAUGGAAAACAAAAAAUAAAAUGGACAACCACCAUUAUUAUUAGCUCAUCUCUUAAGAGUUAUGAAGUUGCAGCUGCCCUAGAAAAUCGAAGCCACAAGGUUCGGUAUUCAGAUUCAGUGGAAAAUGGAUCAAUUAUAUUUUCUCUUUCAGGAGUUGCAUUUUUAUUGAUGGAUGCUAGAGAAUGCUUUAUGUCUGCUGAAGAAACAUUUCUAGCCAAAAUUGAGAAGUUUAUUAACAUUCACCAAAAUAGUUUCUUGGUUCUGUCUGCUGCCCUGCAUGGACCUGAAGAAUGGAAACUGAUGUUCAGGAUUCAGCAGAGAUUCCUGGGUAGUAACUUACGGAUACUUCCAGUACACAACACAGUAAAUGCUAUUAAUCUUAUGUGCACCAUAGCUAAGAUCACCUCCAAAUCAUACAUAGAUAGCAUCUGCUACAGAAUGAUAACAACUAAAGCUUACAUCAUUGAGCGAAGUCCUGUGUGGAAAACACUUCAGAAGAUAAAACUGAGUAGUGAUACAUUUAACCCAAAUUAG
Molecule: messenger RNA, 546 nt
Organism: Dama dama (fallow deer)
Lineage: Eukaryota; Metazoa; Chordata; Mammalia; Artiodactyla; Cervidae
Gene: C20H1orf146
Product: chromosome 20 C1orf146 homolog
Exons: 5
Coding region: 1-546 (181 amino acids)
Biological process (GO): synaptonemal complex assembly; reciprocal meiotic recombination
Cellular component (GO): chromosome
Source: RefSeq, a predicted model, not a curated record